AAAAAUGAGAGCGAUUUUGGCGUCUACAAGUGCAAAUAAUGUUAAACGCGGCAUUUUUUCUUUUGACAAAUCCCUACUUUCUAAACAUCGAAUUUGGUUAAUUGGUAUUGGAACUGGAAUUGGAGUGGGAAUUGGGGCUUAUUAUUUAUGGAAAAAGACUAGAGGGGGACGGACGCGUAAUGCUUUUCUUGUAUGGGCAGAACAAAAGAAAGCGCAAGGAAUUGAUGUUUACAAAGACAAACGAUACCAAGAAGCCAUACAAAUUUUUAAUGACAUAAUUCAAUCACUUUAUGACGAGCCAUCUAAAUUGAUAGGUCAGGUAUAUGAUGAAUUGAUGGCAGCAUGUGAAAAUAAUAUUGCGGCUUGUUAUGAUGCUUUGCUUGAUUCAAUUAAAUGCAUUGAACAUUGCACCAAAGCUAUUCAAUUAAAGCCUGAUUAUGCAAAGGCGCUUGUUCGUAGGGCAAGAUGUUUACAUCGUUUGGAAAGACCUUUGGAGGCACUUGAAGACUAUUUGGUUUCGCUUUCAUUGGAGCAAGGCUCUAUGCCUUCGCAACAAAUUGCGGUCAUUCAAAAUGACGUUGACAAACUUAUGAAUGAGAUUAGCGAGGUUGAAUGCAAUAAACUUUUAGAGAAUCGUGUAGGACAGCGACAGAAAAUUUCUCAAUCAGUUGUUGAACCUUGGCAGUUUUGCACUUCGAUUCAUGACCCGUUGUUGUUGAGGGCUGCUGGACUUCAUGAAAAAGCUAGCGAAGGAAGUUUGGAUGCUGCUUUGGUUGAAUUAAAACGUUGUAAUUACAACGAAAUUGUUUCGUUGUCGACAAAGGCCAUUGAAAACGACCAAAAUGAUAAUAUUGAAAAAGCACAAGCUGUACUUUUGGCUGCUCGUUUUCUUCAUUAUCAUGGGUUGGAGGAGGAAGCUGUGGCUAUGGCAGACAAAUUUAAGACUUUUUGGGAACAAUUAGAUGAAGCUCAGAAAUUGGCAAACAAAGAUUUGAAUGUUGCUCAAAUUGUGCUUGAAAUGACCUUAGAACGUAAUCAGACAGACGAAUCUGGAAUUGAUAAUGGAAAUGGAGAAAAUGUGACAUUAAAUGAGGCAAAACUUCAACGUUUAAAUCAAUUAGUUGAUGAGGCGCUUCGUAUUAAUCCUUUAAAUGUUGAUCCUUUGGUAAAAUUAUUCGGUGGGGACAUAAUUAGUGACACAUUUUUUCAAUCGCGGAUAAAAAUAUUAAACUCUAAUAUUUUUCUCUUAAUUUAUAUAUCAUUUUAA
This is a messenger RNA of Meloidogyne enterolobii, 1267 nucleotides long. NCBI's taxonomy places the organism in Eukaryota, Metazoa, Nematoda, Chromadorea, Rhabditida, Meloidogynidae. The record is from the annotation of a GenBank genome assembly.